CUACCAAUCCACUACAGUAACAAAUCGAAGCUAAGGAGCUCGGUGUCUGCCAAUGCACAGGUCAAAGUGUCGCAGGCUUGGGACUGGCUAGUGUAACAUGGGGAACAUGGCUUGAUCAUGAUUCAGAAGUUCGCGCCUUUUGUGGAAAUGAGUGUUUAGCUAGCGACCAAUGUUGGUCCUGUUUCUGUAGUCUUCCUCAAGCCUUCCCUCUGAUACCUCCACUGCGCUGCCCUCGUCUUGUCAACUCUUCCAUGCCCCUUUCUUCAAAUAGUCAGGUCUUCCAUGACCCACUCAGUCGCAUUUCAAGAGAAUUGGCGACCUGCCAAGCCGAUUCCUCGUUUACUUGCUAUCUUCUUGACAACCAUUCCUCUCACAAGCUUUCGGACGAAGAAAUCACCUAUCUCGCUGGAUCGCUCUUUGGCGCCGGCUCAGACACGAAUGCUGUGGUGAUCAUGUAUGUCGUCAUGGUUUCUGCAUGUCAUCCCAAGGUGCAGGAGACAUUGCAAGAGCAGCUGGAUAUCGGCGUUGGUCUUGACAGAGCUCCCACGUUUGACUACAAUUCCCUUCCUCAUAUCGAAGCGUUCAUUUUGGAGCUGGAGGCCUGUAACAACCGUUGGACUUGCUCACUAUGCUUCGGCCGAGAUCGUUUAUGUACUGUUUACCCCAACCCCGACAAAUUCGAUCCUGACAAAUGGCUCAACAGUAAAAGCAAAGUUCGGAACGACAUCAAGUUCCCUUCAUAUGGCUUUGGACGCAGGUACAGCCUUGCCUAAUAUUGGACCGAGGAAAACGCUGCUGAAGAACUAACUGCAGAAUCUGGCCCGGGCGGCACAUAGCGUUCAGUCUUCAUCAAUAUCGCGCUCUUCCUGUAGUCGUUCAAGAUCACUCAGCACCCGGAAAACGGGAUUGAUGACAUGGGCUUCGUGGAUGCUGUGAUUUUGCACCCCCGCUCACUGCGUGCUUUCAGCCCCGGUUUGAGGAUGAGGCAUUAUUGAGGGAGGUGAUGGUUCAGUGCAUGAAGGAGUCGUAUGGUCUUGAGCAUGAAGUAGUGACUUAU
Molecule: messenger RNA, 1057 nt
Organism: Suillus subalutaceus
Lineage: Eukaryota; Fungi; Basidiomycota; Agaricomycetes; Boletales; Suillaceae
Product: cytochrome P450
Exons: 8
Coding region: 252-773 (173 amino acids)
Molecular function (GO): heme binding; oxidoreductase activity, acting on paired donors, with incorporation or reduction of molecular oxygen; iron ion binding
Source: RefSeq, a predicted model, not a curated record